Penicillium concentricum is the source of this 1128-nucleotide messenger RNA. Its product is annotated as Qc-SNARE protein. Lineage: Eukaryota; Fungi; Ascomycota; Eurotiomycetes; Eurotiales; Aspergillaceae. The coding region runs from base 1 to 1128 and encodes 375 amino acids. Gene Ontology annotation, molecular function: phosphatidylinositol binding. The transcript has 2 exons. Gene Ontology annotation, cellular component: intracellular membrane-bounded organelle. The record is from RefSeq and is a predicted model, not a curated record.
AUGGCGCCAACUGUUGAAAUAGCGAUCCCGAAUACCACCCUCUCAAACACCUCCCCGCCAUACACCGUCUACCAUAUCACCCUCCGCCUCCCGCUCCGCUCCUUCACGGUCCCCAAACGCUACUCGGACUUCGCAACCUUCCACAGCACCCUCAUCUCCCAAACGAAUGCCCCUCCACCAGCUCCCUUACCUUCAAAAACUUGGUUUUCGAAAACGGUCUCGAACGAACGAUUGCGCGAAGACCGCCGUCGCGGCCUAGAGGAGUACCUUCGCGCGAUCAAUGAGUCUGAAGAUGGGCGCUGGCGCACCUCGCCCGCAUGGCGUGCAUUCCUCAAUCUGCCCACCGCAGUCGCAUCAACGGGCAACGGAUCAACAAACACCUCCACCCGACUCCACGCCGCCAUCACAGACCCAGCCGCUACAAACGCACCCAUCACAGACCCGACGCUAUGGCUUGACUACUACCGCGACAUGAAGAACCACCUCCAUGAUGCACGACUACAAUUAUCUCGCAGAGACCAGGAGACAACCCCACAGAAGCAACACGAGAGCUCUGCACAGGCGAAGGGCAGUCUUGUCCGUGCGGGGACAAUGAUCACCACUCUGGACGAAGGACUGAAGAAUCUAGGGCGCGAUAAGAGCUCUGCAUUGUCCAGUCUCGGUGGAGGCGAGAUCCGCCGACGAAAAGACCUGCUCAUUAAUGCGCGCAAGGAAAAAGACGGUCUAGAGGAUCUCUUGCAUGCGAUGGCAACUAAGAGCCGGCUUGACCAUACUGUCGCAUCUAUCCAAGAUAAAGAAGCUUUGAUGAAUGCUGGGAAUGGCGCUGGGGAUGCGGCUAGUGGGCGUAGGACGCCGGCGCGAGCGGGUAGGGUCCUUGGUAAAGAGACGGAACGGACUCGAGAGCUUGAUAACGAUGGGGUGUUGCAGUUGCAGAGGCAGAUGAUGAAGAGUCAGGACGAUAAUGUGGAUGAGUUGAGGAAGAUCAUUAUUCGACAGAAGGAACUUGGCACGCAGAUUAAUGAGGAGCUCGAGGUGCAGAAUGAUCUGCUGAGGUUGGCGGAUGAGGAGGCUGAUAUAUUGAAAUCCAAGAUGGAUAUUGGAAGGAAGAGAAUCGGGAAGAUAUCUUGA